AAAGGAAUGAAUUCAUUUAACAUCUCUCUUCUUGUUAGAGCAAACGAGGCCCCUGAGAGCUCCGCCUAGUUCGCAGGCUGAAAUCCCACCGCAGAGCCCAGAGUCAGCAAUGGCUAAGCCCCAGGUGGUCGUGGCUCCGGUGGUGAUGUCUAGGCUGUCCGCCAACGCCCCCGAAUUCUACCCGUCGGGUUAUGCUGCCUACGCGGAAUCCUAUGAAGAUGGUUGUGAGGAUUACCCCACUCUGUCAGACUACGUUCAGGAGUUUUUGAAUCAUCUUACAGAGCAACCUGGCAGUUUUGAAACUAAAACUGAACAGUUUGCAGAGACCCUGAAUGGCUGGGUUACAACAGAUGACAAUCUGCAAGAACUUACGGAACUCGUCUACCAACAAGCCACAUCUAUCCCAAAUUUCUCUUACAUGGGAGCUCGCCUGUGUAAUUACCUGUCCCAUCAUCUGACAAUUAGUCCACAGAGUGGCAACUUCCGCCAAUUACUACUUCAAAGAUGUCGGACUGAAUAUGAAGUUAAAGAUCAAGCUGCAAAAGGGGAUGAAGUGACUCGAAAACGAUUUCACGCAUUUGUACUCUUUCUGGGAGAACUUUAUCUUAACCUGGAGAUCAAGGGAACAAAUGGACAGGUUACAAGAGCAGAUAUUCUCCAAGUUGGUCUGCGUGAAUUGCUAAAUGCCCUCUUCUCCAAUCCAGUGGAUGACAACUUAAUUUGUGCAGUAAAAUUACUAAAGUUGACAGGGUCAGUUUUGGAAGAUGCUUGGAAAGAAAAAUUAAAGACUGACAUGGAAGAAAUUAUUCAGAGAAUUGAAAAUGUUGUCUUAGAUGCAAACUGUAGCAGAGAUGUAAAACAGAUGCUCUUGAAACUUGUAGAACUCCGGUCAAGUAACUGGGGUAGAGUACAUGCGACUUCAACAUACAGAGAAGCAACACCUGAAAAUGAUCCUAACUACUUUAUGAAUGAGCCAACAUUUUAUACACCCGAUGGCGUUCCCUUCACUGCAGCUGACCCAGAUUACCAAGAGAAAUACCAAGAAUUACUUGAAAGAGAGGACUUUUUUCCAGAUUAUGAAGAAAACGGAACAGAUUUAUCAGGGGCUGGUGAUCCAUACUUGGAUGAUAUUGAUGAUGAGAUGGACCCAGAGAUUGAAGAAGCUUAUGAAAAGUUUUGUUUGGAAUCAGAGCAUAAGCGAAAACAGUAAAGUUAAAUUUCGCCGUAUCAGUUUUAUAAAAGUUUAGGUAUGAUGACUUAGCAAAACCCGAGAAAGCGAGAUCAUGUGUCAUACUUAUACCAAAUUAAGGCUGUUGAGCUAUGUUACUAAUGUAUGCAACUUCAAUUUUGUUUAACAAUAUCUGCCAAAAUAAACUUUAUUCCCUAUAACUUAAAAUGUGUAUAUAUAUAAAAUAGUUUAUUAUGUACAGUUAAUUCUACUGUUUUGGCUGCAAUAAAAUCAUUUUGAAAUAAAUGAAAUGUUGAAA
This is a messenger RNA of Octodon degus (degu), 1487 nucleotides long. It is a transcript of the gene Paip1, whose product is annotated as poly(A) binding protein interacting protein 1. Gene Ontology annotation, molecular function: protein binding; translation activator activity; RNA binding. Bases 110 to 1210 code for a protein of 366 amino acids. Gene Ontology annotation, biological process: regulation of translational initiation. The transcript has 10 exons. The record is from RefSeq and is a predicted model, not a curated record. Lineage: Eukaryota; Metazoa; Chordata; Mammalia; Rodentia; Octodontidae.